AGCUGAGGCUAAAGAUAGACGCACCGGAGGAGGGGUAUAUAAGCCCCCGGGAAUAUAGGUGCAACGCGGCUCCACAGUAUCUGUUCUUACUUGAGCAUCCAAACCUCCACCCUCUAAAGAUGGCACCAAAGAAGGCUAAGAGGAGGGCAGCAGCAGGAGACGGUGGCUCCUCCAACGUGUUCUCCAUGUUUGAGCAGAGCCAGAUCCAGGAGUACAAAGAGGCCUUCACAAUCAUUGACCAGAACAGAGACGGCAUCAUCAGCAAAGACGACCUGAGGGACGUGCUGGCCUCAAUGGGUCAACUGAACGUGAAGAACGAGGAGCUGGAGGCCAUGAUCAAGGAGGCCAGCGGCCCCAUCAACUUCACCGUCUUCCUCACCAUGUUUGGAGAGAAGCUGAAGGGCGCCGAUCCCGAGGACGUUAUCCUCUCUGCCUUCAAAGUCCUGGACCCCGAGGGUACUGGAAGCAUCAAGAAGGAAUUCCUCGAGGAGCUCCUGACCACCCAGUGCGACAGGUUCUCCCCCGACGAUGUCAAGAGGAUGUGGGCCGCCUUCCCCCCAGAUGUGGCCGGCAACGUAGACUACAAGAACAUCUGCUACGUCAUCACACACGGAGAGGAGAAGGAGGAGUAAAAAGAGAAAGACAGCCAUCCCUCUGCUUUCCCUUUCUUCUGCCCUCCUCUUCCUUCCUGCUCACCUUUACUGUGUAAAACCCACAAGCUCAACCGUUCAUUGUUCACACCAAAGACUCGGCGCGGUUGACGCCCAGGGGGACGUCUGCGUUUGCUUAUGGGGAAUAGGGAUGAUUUUGUUUCCAAUAAAAUUAUCCUGUGACACCAAUUCCAACACCGAGAUUCACUCAAACCACCUCUCUCUCUUGUUUCCUUCCACCCUCGCCGGCCUUUCCCUCAGCAUCUGAGAGGAGCAAAAGGUCGAUUUAAGAGGGGCUCGCCAGCCACGAACGCCCUUCUGGUUGCAAGCAGCGAGGGGAGUGAGAGUACUUUCUGGUAAAAGGGGAAAACGGGGCGGCAUCCUUAAAGCGAUGCCGGUUCCUCCCUCCUUGAGACGUGAAAAUAAUCGGCUGAAGGAAUGGGGAGAAGGGCACGAAAGAAAACAUUAACGUCUUCGAUUCCUUUCCCUCCACUCCUUCCGGCUUUCAUUAAAUCGCCUUCUUUUCCAUAAGCUGUCCGAGAUCCAGCGACUGACCUUCAAUGCCUUUCCUCUGUAAUGAAUAAAGGGACAAAAUGUGAAUAAAACCACUUUGUUUUUUUA
Molecule: messenger RNA, 1271 nt
Organism: Fundulus heteroclitus (mummichog)
Lineage: Eukaryota; Metazoa; Chordata; Actinopteri; Cyprinodontiformes; Fundulidae
Gene: mylpfa
Product: myosin light chain, phosphorylatable, fast skeletal muscle a
Exons: 7
Coding region: 120-632 (170 amino acids)
Biological process (GO): skeletal muscle tissue development
Cellular component (GO): cytoplasm
Molecular function (GO): calcium ion binding
Source: RefSeq, a predicted model, not a curated record